UUCACAGCAGAAGUUUCCUAGUAAUGGCUCGUACCAAGCAGACAGCUCGCAAGUCCACCGGCGGCAAGGCCCCGCGCAAGCAGCUGGCCACCAAGGCGGCCCGCAAGAGCGCGCCGGCCACCGGCGGCGUGAAGAAGCCCCACCGCUACCGGCCCGGCACGGUGGCGCUGCGCGAGAUCCGCCGCUACCAGAAGUCCACCGAGCUGCUGAUCCGCAAGCUGCCCUUCCAGCGCCUGGUGCGCGAGAUCGCGCAGGACUUCAAGACCGACCUGCGCUUCCAGAGCUCGGCCGUGAUGGCGCUGCAGGAGGCGUGCGAGGCCUACCUGGUGGGGCUCUUCGAGGACACCAAUCUCUGCGCCAUCCACGCCAAGCGCGUCACUAUCAUGCCAAAGGAUAUUCAGCUUGCGCGCCGGAUCCGCGGGGAGAGGGCAUAAACUAUCCUCAACUGUCUGGGCGCGUUUGCCUUCUGUCUCCCAAAGGCUCUUUUCAGAGCCACUAACGUUCUCACUGAG
Diceros bicornis minor is the source of this 512-nucleotide messenger RNA. Its product is annotated as histone H3.1. Gene Ontology annotation, cellular component: nucleosome. The record is from RefSeq and is a predicted model, not a curated record. The transcript has a single exon. The coding region runs from base 24 to 434 and encodes 136 amino acids. NCBI's taxonomy places the organism in Eukaryota, Metazoa, Chordata, Mammalia, Perissodactyla, Rhinocerotidae. Gene Ontology annotation, molecular function: DNA binding; structural constituent of chromatin; protein heterodimerization activity.